AUGGAAGUGGCUCGGCACCAGCUGGACCGCUUCCGAGUGUCCGAGGUGCAGUGCAUCCGCUGCCGCCUCCUGCAGAAGGCCCAGCAGCGCUGCGAGGGCUGUGACAGCCUCUUUGGCGAGUACUACUGCGACAUCUGCCACCUCUUCGACCGCGACAAGAAGCAGUACCACUGCGAGGAGUGCGGCAUCUGCAGGAUCGGCCCCAAGGAGGAUUUCUUCCACUGUUCCAAAUGCAAUCUGUGCCUGAGCCUGAGCCUCCGAGGGAAGCACAAGUGCAUUGAAAAUGUCUCCAGGCAGGAUUGUCCGAUAUGUUUGGAGGAUAUUCACACGUCUCGUGUUGGAGCCCACGUUCUGCCAUGUGGUCACCUUCUUCACAGAACAUGUUACGACGAGAUGCUGAAGGAGGGUUACAGGUGUCCUUUGUGCAUGCACUCGGCGUUAGAUAUGACCAGGUACUGGCGCCAGCUGGACAACGAAGUGGCACAGACUCCCAUGCCCACAGAGUACCAGAACAUGAUGGUGGAGAUCCUUUGCAAUGACUGCAACGCCCGCUCCACGGUGCAGUUCCAUCUCCUGGGCAUGAAGUGCAAGAACUGUGAGUCCUACAACACUGCCCAGGACGGACGGUGCCGGCUGCCCUUGGAGGAGCAGUGA
Manacus vitellinus (golden-collared manakin) is the source of this 654-nucleotide messenger RNA. RefSeq names its product ring finger and CHY zinc finger domain containing 1 (gene RCHY1). Gene Ontology annotation, biological process: protein ubiquitination; ubiquitin-dependent protein catabolic process. The record is from RefSeq and is a predicted model, not a curated record. Bases 1 to 654 code for a protein of 217 amino acids. Gene Ontology annotation, cellular component: nucleus. NCBI's taxonomy places the organism in Eukaryota, Metazoa, Chordata, Aves, Passeriformes, Pipridae. Gene Ontology annotation, molecular function: ubiquitin protein ligase activity; zinc ion binding. The transcript has 9 exons.